AUGAGCCGCCCAUCGUCCACCGCCCCGCUCCUUCCCCCUACCUCUUCACCCUCUUCACCCUCUAGUCGACGGAGCAGCCUUGUCUCUCCUCCCUACCGCUACUCGCUCACCGUCGGCAGCGUCCCCCGCUUCCCCUCGCGUUACACCGUUGACGAACCCUCUCAUUCUACUCGACCCACCUCCAUGACGACAUUUCCCUUUCCCCACCCCUCUCCUCCUUCACCACCUUCAUCGAAAACCCUUCUCGAGCGGUGGCACGAUCUUCUAACCAAGAUCUUUGCGGGACCGCAUGAGCGGCAGUUGCUGCGCGAGGAGGAUGCGGAUAACACCACGGCCGCCUCGAUCAUCUCGAGCAUCACCUCGCGCCCCCACUCCUACGGUUCAACCGACCCGUAUGGGUAUCGCGAGCUAGCCGGCCCAUUGUUACCCGAAUACUCAGCCGAGAUCGCGACGAGGAGAAGGGAGAGACGCCGACAACGCGCACGUGCACGAUUCGAGUGCAUGGCUAGCUGGACGAUUUACACCGUCUCCAUCGUUCUGGGGAUCAUCGUGGUGAUCUUACUGUUCAGCUUCUACUUUCCCGACAAGUUGGACAUUCCAAAUGCAUAG
This is a messenger RNA of Moesziomyces antarcticus, 609 nucleotides long. RefSeq lists its product as uncharacterized. The transcript has a single exon. The record is from RefSeq and is a predicted model, not a curated record. The coding region runs from base 1 to 609 and encodes 202 amino acids. Lineage: Eukaryota; Fungi; Basidiomycota; Ustilaginomycetes; Ustilaginales; Ustilaginaceae.